Molecule: messenger RNA, 1999 nt
Organism: Micropterus dolomieu (smallmouth bass)
Lineage: Eukaryota; Metazoa; Chordata; Actinopteri; Centrarchiformes; Centrarchidae
Gene: lap3
Product: leucine aminopeptidase 3
Exons: 13
Coding region: 95-1651 (518 amino acids)
Biological process (GO): proteolysis
Cellular component (GO): cytoplasm
Molecular function (GO): metalloaminopeptidase activity; manganese ion binding
Source: RefSeq, a predicted model, not a curated record
CGCUGUCGAGUCGAUCUGCUGUCUUUUGCACAUGGAUGCGACCUCUAAAUCUUUUGAGUUAAUAGUUUGAUCCGGGUUUAUUUAUGCAGAUCAGAUGACAAUGCUUCUUCUGAGGAGAGCCGCGCAGGCGGCGGUGCGGACAAACCACUGCAGGUCGUUUUCUGCGUCACAGGCUCACCUGAACGAGAGAAAAGGUCUGGUGCUGGGAGUGUUUGAGAAGGAGGGAGAGGAGGGCAACCUUCAUCUGACAGAGGCAGCCGCAGGUUUUGACCAAACGGUGUCUGGGAAACUCACUGAACUGCUGAAAAUCUCUGGACCAGCGGUCAAGAAAGGCAAAAGCAGAAUAUUUUAUGGAAUCCACAAGGACUUCCCGUGUGUUGCAGUAGUCGGGCUGGGUAAGAACAAUGCAGGUGUCUGCGGGGCCGAGAGCUGGGACACCAGCAAGGAGAACAUCAGACAGGCAGUGUCAGCUGGCUGCCGGUCACUUCAGGACCUGGAGGUGAACCACGUGGAGGUGGACGGCUGCGGUGAUGCCCAGUCAGCAGCAGAAGGUGCCGCUCUGGGUUUGUUUCAGUAUGACCAACUCAAAUCCAAGAAGAAGACCAAAGUGGCCACACAGCUUCAUGGAAGUGCUGACUCGGUUGGUUGGGAGAAAGGAGUAAAGUAUGCAGAAGGCCAGAAUCUGGCACGGCUCCUCAUGGAAGCUCCUGCCAAUCACAUCACUCCUACUGCUUUUGCCAACACCAUCGAGGAGAAACUAGCGCCGCAUGCUGAACGAGUCACAAUAAAUAAGAGAUCUCAGGCUUGGAUAGAGGAGCAACAGAUGGGAGCGUUUCUCAGUGUGUCUAAAGGUUCAGAGGAGCCCCCUGUCUUCCUGGAGAUACAUUACAAUGGUUCUCCUGACAGCAGUCAGCCCCCACUGCUCUUAGUGGGCAAGGGCAUCACGUUUGACAGUGGUGGUAUUUCUUUGAAGCCGUCUCCUUCUAUGGAUGCAAUGAGAGCUGAUAUGGGGGGAGCUGCCACCGUGUGUGCGUCUAUUGUCACAGCAGCAGCUCUGAAACUGCCAGUCAACAUUAUUGGUCUGGCUCCCCUUUGUGAGAACAUGCCAAGUGGAAAAGCUACUAAACCAGGGGAUGUUGUCACAGCCAAAAAUGGAAAAACAAUCCAGGUUGACAAUACAGAUGCAGAGGGCAGACUGGUCCUUGCUGACGCUCUGUGUUAUGGACACACCUUCAACCCCAGAGCCAUUGUUAAUGUCGCUACACUAACAGGUGCCAUGGAUGUAGCUCUGGGCUCAGCAGCAACUGGAGUAUUUACAAACUCUGACUGGCUCUGGGAGCAGCUGCACAAGGCUAGUGUUGUGACAGGUGACAGAGUGUGGCGGAUGCCUCUGUUCCAGCACUACACCAGACAGGUGACUGAUAGCCAGCUGGCUGACCUCAACAACAUCGGCAAGUACAGCCGUUCUGGCGGUGCAUGCACAGCAGCUGCAUUCCUGAGAGAGUUUGUCACAGCACCUCAUUGGGCCCAUCUGGACAUCGCUGGUGUGAUGAGUAACAAAGAUGAAAUUCCCUACCUGAGAAAAGGCAUGUCUGGAAGACCAACACGUACUCUGGUGGAGUUUGCUGCCGGACUGGCCCAGUGUGGCUGAGAGAGAGACACAAUUAUGAGAUUGGACACAAAACUCUCGAGUUUGAGAGAUUGAACGGUGAUCUCUCAACACAGGUCUAAAGAAUGAGCCAAAGGUUUAAAGUUUAGAAGUCUAUGCACAGUUAAACAGUAUAAUUUCCAUGGAAGAGCUCUGAAAAUCUUGGCAGUGAUUCAUAGGUGUAUUGUGAAAACAAAUUUGAUGUUCACAUACAGCAUCAAUGUUUUGAUGAGAUUUUUGUCACAGUGUAAUACAGGUUCAAUGUCUCCCUGUACUGUAAAAAACCUGAAGCUCUGUAACUACACAGUUCACAUAAUUUAUAUGAUGUAUAAAUAAACUGUAAGAUUUUAA